This is a messenger RNA of Mesorhabditis belari, 576 nucleotides long. The record is from the annotation of a GenBank genome assembly. NCBI's taxonomy places the organism in Eukaryota, Metazoa, Nematoda, Chromadorea, Rhabditida, Rhabditidae.
AUGAAUGAAACAAUUGCGAAGACUUUGAUUCUAAAUAAAGGAUUUCCCGAGAGAAUCGUCCAUUUGGACCUAAAAGGAGCCCCACUUCGCGUCGAUGCCUAUCGAGAGCUUUUCCCACUUUUGCAUCAAAAUGGAGCCACCGGACUUCUUAUUGAAUACGAGGAUAUGUUCCCAUUCACGGGAAGACUCUCAACUCUCGCAAGACGCAAUGCUUAUUCAAAAGAGGACAUUCAACAAAUAAUACAACUAUCGACCUCCUCGAAUCUCGAAGUGAUUCCUUUAGUGCAAACAUUCGGUCAUCUCGAAUUCGUCCUUAAACAGCCGCCAUUCACGAAACUUUCCGAAAAUGCUUUAGAACUGAACACGAUUUGCAUCUCGAAUAACGAGAGCUGGACGGUGAUUACAGAGAUGAUCGAUCAGAUUCGUUCCCUUCACCAAUCAUCCACGAGAAUUCAUAUCGGCGCCGAUGAAGCCUAUCAUGUGGGCGAAGAUGCGAUCUGUCGGGAAAAAUUGAAGAAAACUUUCGAUGAGCACAAGGAUUCGAUGGGAGUUGCGCAUAUAGCCAGGCGAGUAGUU